CUUCACUCUCCUGUGAAGGAGGAGAAUUGUGUCUUCGCCAUUUGUUUGCAGUAGCAACAUUCCACAAUUUUAUUUUUGAAUGCUGGUACAAAUCGUCAAAAGAUGAGCCAAGGAGGAAGUAUGCCAAGGGGAAACAGUUCAUUGUCAUCGACAUUUAUUAAAGAAUCUGAGAGCCAAGCCAAAUUCUGUCAAAGCCGUGUAGCUCUUGUAGAGAAAAAUUAUGGAAAUCUGUGUGAAACACUAGGUUCUAUAACACGUAAAGCUGCUAGACAGAGAGACAAAGGUGAUCUUCUUGCCAAACAGUUACAGGAAUAUGCUAAUUCAGAAAAUAUCAGCCAUUGUACCAAAGCAGGACUUAGUCUAUGUGCCCAAAACAUGUCAGCUAUACAAGACUAUCGGGAGGCAGAGAUUAAAAGACUAGAAGCAAAAGUGGUUCAUCCUAUGAGUGGUUAUGGUGAUAUAUGUAAGAAAAAGAAAAAAGAUAUAAGUACAGAAUUAGCAAAUAUAAAGAAAGAACAGAAGACAUUACAACAAUUAGAUAAAGUCAGAACUAAAAGUCCGGGAGAUCAGCAUCAAAUUGCAGAAACAGAAGUAAAGAAAGCCAAUACUGAUUCUGAAAUGGGAGGGAAAGCUCUAGAAGAACAAAUGGUGGUAUUUGAGAAACAAAGACUGGGUGAUUUGAAGAAUUCUCUAGCAGAUUUUAUCAACAUAGAAAUGAUAUUUCAUGCCAGAGCUUUAGAAUACUAUGCCAGAUGUUUUGAAAAUAUUGUGAUGAUAGACGAAGAUAGAGAUUUACAGGAAUUUAAGCGAAAAUUACAAUCAUCUAAAGGAAUGCAUGCAGACUUUGGUCAGACUUUAGGAGGAUUCACAGGAGGUUCUAGUACAGGGGGGAGUGACACAUUAGGGACAGGAUCCUCAUACACAUAUACGUACGGAGACACGUCAACAGCGACAGCAUCAGCAUCAGAUGCAAGAAGAGUUAGGAUAAGUAACACGUCUAUGAUGUACGGUGAGGAGGAUGAUGACGACGAGUUAUAUGAUGAUGAUGAAGAUGAUGAUUACAGUGUGCCAAGGAGGACAGGGAUGAGAUGAUUUUAAAAACAUUUUAACUUAUGUAGUAGCAGUAUAGAUGACACAAGGAUGGAAUCAGUUAGGAUACCAGUCACAGUUAAUUUAAAUGCAUGUUAAAUCAUACCACAGAAAUAACUAUUGAUGUUGUGAAUAUAUCAUGCAUUUAGCAAGUUUAAUUUGGAGAUAAAAUAGUGUCCACCUACUUAAUUUAGUUUUGACCACUGAAUAAGGAAUUUCAAAACAAGGAACUUAGUCUUGAAAUUACAAAUUUUAAGCUGAUUCAGUGCAAAUGAAACAUGGAUACUGAAGCAUGAUCCAUGUGUUGCUUGUAAUUGUGAAAAAUCAUUUAUAAGCUGUUUUGGUUAUAUCAUGGUUAAGUUUUCAACGAUGAAAAAAAUAUAUGGUGAUUGAUUGCAGUUUUGGUAUUAUUUUGAAGAAAAAGUGUAUCAUUUUUUUUGUAGUCCUAAAGUUGUGAAAAGACUAUCUCAUACCAUAGGAGUUCUUUUUGGAGAGGGAGUUGAAUUGCAUUUUCGUAGCUGCAAGAUUUUUUUUGUCUAUAGCUGGAAAAGGGAUCAUAUAUUUUCACUGUGUGAAAUAGUAUUCUGCAAUUGAAAAAUCGAUAAAUCACAAAUUUUGUUGAAAUUGAUGGUAUUUGAUAUGGUAGAUAUAUUGUAAAUGUUUUCACAAUUCUUGGGUCUAAAAAAGCAAGAUGGCAAUUUAUAAAUAGAAAUCUUUGUUUCGUUUAUGGUCACUGAUAUUGUGAUAGUAAAUUUUUAUAGAUGUGUAUUCUCUGCAGAUGGAUGAGAAACACAAGUGUAAAAUUUCCAUGACAGAUAUCACUGGUUUUAUUUCUAUGAAAAUCGCAAUAGAAAGAAGAAACACACCUGUAUCUAUCAUGAACCAAUUUUUUGUUUAUGCAGAUUGAACAUUUUGUUAUUGUUAACUUGAAGGGUUUUCGUUUCAUUGUUUUAUAGGAUUUUUACACAGAUAUAAUUAAGUGACAUUUGUUUAUUUGUUUUAAAUUACAGGAUGAAUAUGUGAAUUUAAAAAUAGGAGAAAACAUUUUGAUACAUUUUGUAUAUUUUUCCAUUUUGAAAAAGAAUAUAAAUCUCUGAUCAAAUGGACAAAUAUCUAUGGAAUUACGAAUCUCAUUUAUAUGUAUCAGUUAGUGAUUUUACAUACAAUUUCAAAAUUGUGUGUGUUUGUGAUAACAUAAGACAGAAAUAAAAAGCACAAUACUACUCAAUUCAUUAACAUGUGAAAUUCAGACAGGGAUUUAAAUUACAGAAUAAGUCAUGAUUUCAUUAUUAUUUUUUUGUUCAGAUAUUUUUAUAUUGUUCAAAGUUUUCUGCUCAUGAACUUUAUGUAAAUGGGAGGUCAUUAGUUUGUUGUUUCUAACAUUACCAUGACUGAAAACGUGCUUAGCCUCACAUUUUUAAUUAUCACCUAGAACUUAUUUUAGUCUCAGUUAACUCUGUCUAUUUUCAACUCUCCUUUUAUAGUGCUUGACAUUUUCAAAAUCAUGACAUAGUUUGUAUUUUUACAGAAUUUAAAAGGUCAUGUUAAUAUAUGAUAUUGAUAGAAUAUUUAUCAGAUAAGAAAUGAUUGUUUAUAAACAUGUGAUAUAAUUUUUCUUGAUAUGACCACAUGAAAAAAUUUAAAAGAAAAUAAUUGUUUGUUAGGAAUGUUUUUCUAUGUUCAACAAAAUGAAAAUAUUUUUACAUUGAUAUUUUCUGCUGGUUACAAGAUUUCAGAAAAAAACUAUAGUGUUUGUAAAUGUUUUGUAAAAUUUUUAAAUAAUACAAAAAAGUAUAUCAUUAUGCAAGUUUCAUAAAAUUAUUCUUCAUAAGGAGAAGCACAACAUAAUCCAUUGAUUACAUUCCAUAAUGAUUUAAAAGGCAAGUAAAAUUAAAUGCACACAAUAUUGCCAAAAACGAAAAAAGUGAUGAAAUAAGCAAAUUGUUAGUUUUUACUGGGACCAAUAGAUAUAUUAGUCUAAGGUAUAGUUGAUAAUUGCCAGCUCAACUCCCUCCGUGGCUAGCUUAGAUAUCAUAUAAAUAAUAAUUUUGACUGUUGUUUUGUUAUUAGGGAAUGUCUGAUCGUAAAAAGAAUAAUAGAACAUAUAAAAUGUCAAAAGAUAAUGUCACAAGUA
Mytilus trossulus (common blue mussel) is the source of this 3223-nucleotide messenger RNA. Its product is annotated as CBY1-interacting BAR domain-containing protein 1-like. NCBI's taxonomy places the organism in Eukaryota, Metazoa, Mollusca, Bivalvia, Mytilida, Mytilidae. The coding region runs from base 103 to 1092 and encodes 329 amino acids. Gene Ontology annotation, cellular component: ciliary transition zone; ciliary basal body. The transcript is spliced from 10 exons. Gene Ontology annotation, biological process: cilium assembly. The record is from RefSeq and is a predicted model, not a curated record.